AUGGUGGCCAGCUCUGUGCCCCAGGGUGGCACACAAGAGGUGACAUCGCAUGUGCAGGGGCUGAUGCAGCAGAUGCAAGCCCGCUUCGACGAAAUGUCGAAGUGCAUCAUCAGUCGCAUCGAUGAGAUGAGCCUCCGCAUCGAUGAUCUCGAGCACUCGAUUGAUGAUCUGAUGCAACAAUCUGGCGCAGAGCAAAGUCAGAAGCCCGCGGCGCGGCCGAAAAAGUGA
Leishmania major strain Friedlin is the source of this 228-nucleotide messenger RNA. RefSeq lists its product as hypothetical. NCBI's taxonomy places the organism in Eukaryota, Euglenozoa, Kinetoplastea, Trypanosomatida, Trypanosomatidae. Gene Ontology annotation, biological process: cellular heat acclimation. The coding region runs from base 1 to 228 and encodes 75 amino acids. The transcript has a single exon. Gene Ontology annotation, cellular component: nucleus; cytosol. The record is from RefSeq and is a predicted model, not a curated record. Gene Ontology annotation, molecular function: transcription corepressor activity.